Messenger RNA from Arabidopsis arenosa, 1736 nucleotides. Lineage: Eukaryota; Viridiplantae; Streptophyta; Magnoliopsida; Brassicales; Brassicaceae. The record is from the annotation of a GenBank genome assembly.
CUCUCUCUCCCUCUUCACAAACCAAUUGGCUUCUCUCUGUAAAACUUCACUCGUUGGCCAAUUUCUUUUGGUUUUCAUAAACACAAAUCUCAGAUUCCAAAUGGGUUUUGAUUUUUCUAGUAUUUUCCUUUCUUAGCUCUUUCUUUCAAAUGAUGAAGACGAAUCUUUCUUUUCUCCUUCCUCUUUCCCUAAAGUUUUGACCUUUUUUUUUCUCCUUCAAUUUUGUAUUUUCUCACCUAAUAAAAAAAGGUUUCUUCAGUGGGUUUUAAGGGUUUAUUAUUAUCUUAAAAUCAAACACAAUUUCUUAACCAAAAGGAAACAAUCUCAAUUUCAUCACUCACAAAACAGUAAUCUUCAAAGUUUUGGUCUUUUUUACUUGUUGUAAUCAAACAAACAAUCUUCAAAUGUCGGCUUGUAUAAGCAGUGGCGGAGGAGGAGCAGCAGCAUAUAGUUUCGAGUUAGAAAAAGUGAAAUCACCACCAUCAAGCUCAACAACAACAACAAGAGCGACUUCACCAUCAUCAACAAUCUCCGAAUCAUCAAAUUCACCACUCGCAAUCUCAACGAGAAAGCCAAGAACACAACGCAAAAGGCCAAACCAGACUUACUACGAAGCAGCUACUCUUCUCUCAACUGCUUAUCCAAACAUCUUCUCUUCAAACUUGUCCUCUAAGCAAAAAACUCACUCUUCCAAUUCUCACUUCUACGGGAUUGUUAAAUCUCCAUUGCUUAGUGACAACGAUGACGCUUCUGAUUUGCUUCUUCCUUAUGAAUCAAUCGAAGAGCCUGAUUUUCUGUUUCAUCCGACCAUUCAAACGAAAUCGGAGUUUUUCUCCGAGCACAAGGAAGUUAAUUCCGGUGGAGGUUACGGUGGUGAAAUCGAAAAGUUUGAUUUUUCCGACGAAUUCGAUGCUGAAUCGAUUCUUGAUGAGGAGAUUGAAGAAGGAAUCGAUAGUAUAAUGGGAACUGUGGUGGAAUCGAAUUCGAAUUCGAAUUUGGGGAUUUAUGAAUCUAGGGUUCCGGGAAUCAGAAGGAGUUCUAAUCGAAUUGGUAAAUUAGAACAGAUGAUGAUGAUCAAUUCAUGGAAUCGAAGCUCUAAUGGAUUCAAUUUCGCUGGAAAGUUUCCGUUAGGUCUUGGAUUAAGAAGCGCUCUCAGAGAGAACGAUGACCCAAACUUGUGGAGAAUUCAAACCGUUGAUUUCGAACAGAUCUCGCCGCGAAUUCCAACCGUCACAACCGAAACCGCAAUCUCCACCGUCAACGAGGAAAAAUCCGACGGUAAAAAGGUAAUCUCCGGAGAGAAGAGUAAGAAGAAGAAGAAGAAGAAAAUGACAACGCCAUUGAUUACGGAAUCGAAAAGCUCGGAAGAUACGGAGGAAUCGAGUCCGAAGAGAACAGGUCCAUUGUUGAAGCUUGAUUACGACGGCGUUUUGGAAGCUUGGUCUGAUAAAACGUCGCCGUUUGGUGAUGAGAUUCUGGGAUCGGAAGCUACUGGUAUCGAUGUCAAUGCUAGAUUAGCUCAGAUUGAUUUGUUCGGAGACAGUGGAAUGCGAGAAGCAAGUGUUUUGAGGUACAAAGAGAAACGUCGAACUCGUCUUUUUUCCAAGAAAAUUCGAUACCAAGUUCGCAAACUCAAUGCUGAUCAACGUCCUCGAAUGAAGGGACGAUUCGUGAGAAGGCCCAAUGAGAGUACUCCAAGUGAACAAAGAUAACAAGGAUAAAAGAGCCUAGAUUUA